Molecule: messenger RNA, 2926 nt
Organism: Poeciliopsis prolifica (blackstripe livebearer)
Lineage: Eukaryota; Metazoa; Chordata; Actinopteri; Cyprinodontiformes; Poeciliidae
Gene: rbck1
Product: RanBP-type and C3HC4-type zinc finger containing 1
Exons: 13
Coding region: 285-1829 (514 amino acids)
Biological process (GO): proteasome-mediated ubiquitin-dependent protein catabolic process; protein linear polyubiquitination; positive regulation of canonical NF-kappaB signal transduction
Cellular component (GO): LUBAC complex
Molecular function (GO): ubiquitin-protein transferase activity; ubiquitin binding
Source: RefSeq, a predicted model, not a curated record
AUGUUAUUCUUAUUUCUUGUUUCUUAUAGCAAAACCUCAAACCAAAAAAUGACAGGCGCUUAGAAGUAAGAUCGUCUUAAAGGCAAAAUCAGGCAGGAAGUGACCCAUGUAAGCCCCCCUUUAUUUGCUUCCUCUGUGACCUGAAACUGGAAAAGUGGAGGAGACUUUGGACGCUGAGCUAACAGCUACAACUCAAACUCUUAAGGUUGGACACUACUAAAAGUUUCUGUUCGGCUUGUGAAGUGUGCGUCAUUCAUGCGUUAUCUGACGUCUGGGGGACGAUAAUGGCUUCUGAAAUUUCACUCAAAAGUAACAUAAAAGAAGCAGAGGCGCUGGCCCUCUCCUUGGGUGAAGCCAUCAGCAGUGGAGACUCCGAAGAGGCAGCUGAGCUGUGCAAAAAACUUUCCCAGCUCUCUGUUGAAGUGUCAGUCAACAUCAAGAGCCAUGUCUACCCUCAGGACUCCUUCAGAUUGAAGGUUUGUGUGCAGGAUGCGGAGUCAGAAGACUACAUCCCAGUGACCCUUAUUGUUUCCGCUGGGAUGACAAUUGCAGAAGUUAAAGAUAAGAUCAGUCAGGACUUUGGGUUUCACCCUACACUGCAGCGCUGGGUGAUCGGUAAACGCUUGGCUCAAGAUCAAGAGACAUUAUACAGCCAUGGCAUUCGCAAGAACGGAGAUCAGGCUUUCCUGUUUAUCCUCUCUGCCAAUGCAGCCCAGCUUACACGGCAGCAACACAAACAGGACCAGGAACAACAGCGAAUUGCUGGUAUUGUGGAAUCUUUGCCAUUAUUGCAGCUUCAUCCAAGAGGCGCAGGCAGUGGCGACAAAACAGUUCCUCCUCCUGUUCCUCCUAAAAACGUGACUCCUCCCAAACCUGCUCCUAAACCUCGGUUGGGCUGGCCCUGCACGAUGUGCACUUUUCUCAACAAACCAACACGUCCCGGCUGUGAGAUGUGUGGAGCAGAAAGACCUCAGGACUAUGAAGUACCAGACGUCUAUCAGCCAGAUCAGGACGAAGUCUUGCGCAUUCAGCAAGAACAACUGGCUUUACUGCAAUAUGAACAGGCUCAACAGCUGGAACGUGAGCAGAACUAUUUGUACCUGUUGGCCACAGAUGACCAAAACCUCAUCACUAACACCACAGAGACAGAUUGCCCCAUUUGUUUUUCUACUCUGGAGCCAGGAGACGGGGUUGUGCUCAGAGAAUGUCUGCACACCUUCUGCAGGGAGUGUCUUAAAGGGACAGUCAUAAACAGCCAGGAUGCGGAGGUAUCUUGUGCAGAUACAGAUUGCGAGAGCAAGUUAUUGGAUCGAGAAAUUAAAGAGCUUCUCACAGAGGAGGAGCACCAGCGGUUUCUGGAGUUGCGCUUAAGCAUUGCAGAAAGUCGCUCCGAGCACAGCUUCCACUGCCAGACCCCCAACUGCCGAGGCUGGUGCAUCUAUGAGGAUGACGUCAACGAGUUCCACUGCGACCUCUGCAAUGAGACCAAUUGCAUUCUCUGCCGAGCCAUCCACAAAGACAUGAAUUGCAAGGACUACCAGGAUGAUCUGCGCAUCCGAGCAGAGAAUGAUGAAGCAGCUCAGAAGACAAAGCAGAUGCUGGAGAACAUGCUGCAGAAUGGAGAAGCCAUGAAAUGCCCACGGUGUGACAUCAUUGUCCAGAAAAAGGAUGGCUGCGAUUGGAUCUGUUGUCUGAUGUGCAAGACGGAAAUCUGCUGGGUCACCAAACAAGCCCGAUGGGGACCAAAAGGAACUGGUGAUAUAUCCGGUGGCUGUAAAUGUCGGGUCAACAAUCAGCCUUGUCAUCCCAAUUGCCAAAACUGUCACUGAGGCAAACAAACUCUUAAGCUCAACAAUCCACUCUGUCACUGUGAACUGUUUCAAUUUAAUUAAGAAUCUGAUGCAUUAAACUCUUGAACACAUUAUAUUUUACACUCAUGUAAACGUUGAUAGCGCAUUCGCCAAAAUAGGAGAAAAUCUAUCAACAAUUAAAGAUGUCACACUGUCAACUCUAGGAAAAAAAUACCUUAGAAUUCUUAUUAUAAAUCUGGUGAUUAAGUCAUAUGUUGUUCCACGUUCUUUCAAUGCAGUCCCUAUGCAGUGAGUUUGUAUUGUCUAACAAAAGUAAAAAAAAAAAAAAGGCUUAACACCUAAACAGCUUCAAUAUAUGGACCUCCCUUUAUGUUUCUCCAAAAUAGUUUGUAACUAUGUCUUAAUAAUUCAAUAAUUUGUCUUUGUCACUUUCCAACUCAGCAGUACUCAAAAAAGCACCAGAAUAAUUGAACAAUGAAGAUUGCAAUUGCGGGAACCAAUGUAAUGCAAUCAAAGUUUAACUGAGAUUAAAGUAUUUCUAAGUUGUAAUUUAUGUAUGUUGCUCUGUUUUGCCGACGACACAAUUUUUUGGGAAUUGUUAGGAUUAUUCAGUCUUUUGUUCAGACUGGGGUGAAGGAUGCUCUGUGUACCGUUUACAUUAAUUGCAUAUUUUUUUAUGUAAAUCUCCUUAUUUUGAUGCUCUUGGAGAGACGUAAUGAAAAUGUAUAAUGAUUUCUUCAUCUUAAAUGUUUACUCCUGAAUAAGUGCAGGAUAAAAUGUAUUGCAUUAUGUGAUUUGUAUCUUUAGGUGUUGGUCUUGAUGUUUUCUUUGAAGGUGUUAUAGAUCUCUUUUCUCAGGCAGGGAGCACACAUUUAAUAAUUGAAAUUUAAAGUCAUUGUAUCAUUUUAUUUUUACAAAGACUUAGGAUUUUUAAGUAAUUACCUUGUAAAAAUUUUGUUACAAUUAUGAUUCUUUUGUACCCUUCCCGCUGAACUGCGGAAUUGUGCUGCCUUAAAACUUCCAAUUAGAUUUUGCAAUAUCUAAAUAUGCAUUGCCAAGUUUAUAUUGAAAAGAUAUGUACUGCAGAAUAUAAACUCUAAUUCUAAUAAACUGGA